Sclerotinia trifoliorum is the source of this 3315-nucleotide messenger RNA. The record is from the annotation of a GenBank genome assembly. Lineage: Eukaryota; Fungi; Ascomycota; Leotiomycetes; Helotiales; Sclerotiniaceae.
GAUUCAUUCAUUCAUUCAUUCAUUCAUUUUUACUUUUAUUUCUCUCAACCUUUUUAAUCUCUCAACUCAGCUGUCUUACAACUUUCACGAUAUAAACAAUUAUUAUACUGCAGGACUUUUGCUUUCUCUUUUUUCUUUUUUCUUUUUUCUUCCUUUUCUUCUUCCUGUUCUUCUUCUUGUACUAUUCCUUACAUUCAUUUCCUCCUUUUUUUCCCUUUUGUACUUUUACCACUUCAACACCUUUUUCUCCAUAUUCCACGAUAUCAAUACGUAAAAGCAUCAACCAAAAGAUUACGAAAGUUCAAUGUACCUUCCUGGUUAGGUACAUUUUAUCUACUGCCGCUAAUCUACUACCUACUACGUAAUAAUCGUGAACUCCGAUUUCUUUGGCGGCUUUCUAAUCAGGAAACGAGGCUCUAAGCCUCUUCAAAGAACGAACCCAAAUGUCCGAGUAAGCUACUUUGUAUUCCUACUUUGUUAUAAUCAUUUGCAUUCCUUCAUCACAAUCAAUUGAAUGGGUCGGCAAAAAUAAUAUUUUCAACGUUAACUAAUAAUGCAAUCAAUUAUACAGCUUCAUCCAUAUUGCUGGAUGGACUCAAUAUAAUCAUCGUCGGUCAUUGCAACAUAUCCGCUCUCUUUCGGGUUCAUCUACAAAGACGAUAACGAAGUCCAUCUCUACUACCACCCUGCCAACAAUGGCUACAGUGUCGAACGCCCCUGGAUUACCUACACACAGGUCUUUCGCGCCUUACAUGGAUCACGAGGAGAACUUGAGCACUCUCCCAGACCCUCGGAGCAGAGUCUCGUCACCUACAAACGAUCCGCCUGCUUCAAAUCAGGAACAGUACCAAGAAUUGAGCAAUGCCCACCUUAGCGAGGAGGUCACGGCGCUGAGCAAGAAGCUCAUAAAUGCCAUCAAUCACCAGACAAGCCUCGACGACAGUUUAAGCGCCACUCGACAUGAGCUCGAGGCCUCAAGGGAGCGGACGAAGCAACUUGAGCGGGAGAAUCGAGAGCAUAAAGCGCUAGUGUCGAGUGGAAUAUUGAUACGCAGUUCGGUCGCUGAGGCCGAGAAGGCUAAAAUUCUUGCCAUCUUAGUAGAGGAGAAGAAUAAAAGGAGGGAGGUUGAGAAAGAUAAAAAGAGUAUCGAGUUGGAAUUGGAGAACCUCACUACAGCUUUAUUUGAGGAGGCAAACAAGGUUGGUUUGAGUAUGAUUUUGCCUGAUGAUAAAUGCUGACAUCGACAGAUGGUUAUUAUGGCUCGAGAGCAAGCACGGAAAGAGUAUGAUAUCGUGAAUAAGAAGAAUGACCAACUAAAGGCACAGCUCCAGGAGGCACAGAAUUUAUUGAAAUCGCAACAAGAGCAAUUGGCAGAAUUGAAGCAAGUUAUGGAACACAUGACCGAGGAACAGGAGGACCAAAUCAACCAACCAAGCGGCACGGCGCCUUCGACCCCCGCAUUAUAUAAUUCCGAUCCUAACGACGAGAAGACGAACAACUCAGACUCAAUACAGUCUUCGUCAAUUCCGGAGCCCGUCUCGCCUUCCUACCCUACGAGUUUUGUGCACCUUGUUCAACCCGUCCUCCGAACUGACCUUGGAGCCUACGAUGAUUUUAUCUCUUUAUUGCGGAUGUCGAAGAAUAUUGUUAUUAGUAGCCGCGCCUCUAGUGGAUCAUACGGAGCCAUUGGUCUAGGAUUGGGAUUAGGAGCAUACACUGGCUCAACCUCUUCUAUCUCAACAUUGGGCACAUAUGCAUCUUCUCCCGCGACACCUACCACACCAGCUUCAAAUGUGAGCUCCGGGUCACGAGAUGGUCCCAAUUCUUUGACUCCAUUGAAGGAGACAAAAUUCUAUAAGCGAGCACUCGCUGAAGAUAUUGAGCCCACGCUUCGUCUCGACAACGCCCCAGGCCUCUCAUGGCUCGCCCGAAGGACGGUCUUAAAUGCAGUGUGUGAGGGGUCGCUGGUUGUCGAACCGAUGCCUUCAUCUAUAAGGCCAUAUGCAUUCCCGUGCUCUCUUUGUGGUGAAACACGAAAGGGUCCAGAACACAUCAGAAACCAUAGAUUUCGAACGAGCGAGAGCGACAAUGCGCAGAGAUAUCCCUUGUGCCUAUAUUGUCUAGGGCGCGUCCGUUCCACCUGUGGGUUUAUGAGUUUCUUACGCGUCCUCAAAGAAGGUCACUGGAGAGGUGAAGACGAGGAGUCUGAUAAAGCCGCCUGGGAGGAGAGUGUCAGGUUGAGAGAACGAAUGUUCUGGUGCCGUAUCGGUGGCGGAGUUAUUCCCUGCGUGCAGUCUUGGAAUCAGGAUUCAUCUCGGAAUCCUCGCUUAAGUGAUGACGAAAGGAGGCGCAAGCUCAGUGAAGAAUCGGACAGGUCUAUCGAGAUUAUACCUAGAGAUAUCACACCAACCAGCGAACUUUCACCCGUCAACAUAACCGGUUUCGGGAGAAGGUCGGGAGACGGAGAGGUUCUUCCUAGCCCACUUCGAGAGGAAGUAGAGAUAUCUAAUAUUCCAGAUGUUGGUUCUGAGGAGGCAACGGCAAUCGCGACAGUAUCCAUACUAGAGCCGAAACCGGAAGAGCAAGAGAAAUUCGAUGUUGGAACUCCUGAGCCGAAACAGGAAGAGCAAGAAACAGAACAAGUUAGCAACGCGAAAGAUGUUCAUGAUGCAAAUGAAGAGGAACAUAUGGAACCAGAAAAAACAGGCCACACGGAAGAAUCUCACGGUGCAGCAGACGAUAUGGUACAAUCCAAGUCCUCGGUACAAAACGAGGAGCCUAUUGAAAGCAAUGAAGACCUUGAAAGGCUUCCAAUCGCCAUACCUGGGGCUUUUUAAUCGCUCAAUGCGAGUUCGGAAUUCCUUAUCAUGUUACGAUUAAUAAUUGUUGGGUUUGAAUCUAUAUUGGAGUUCGGCAAAAGGAGAAAUGGAAUUCUGGCAUGGUUAUAAGGGCUCAUUGCUGGCUAAAUGCAAUGGCGUUACUUUCCACGGGUUAAUCGGUACAUACUAUACCUUGCUUAUUGUACAUAAUAAUGGGUUACGGCGGAAGACAAAGCGAUGGUAGCUGGGUCCCUGGCGUACGUAUAUGAUGCCAAAAAGUGGCUACGGGUACUAUGGAACAAGAUAAGAUUAAUGCUAUAAGAUAAAUAGAAGAGACAUGACAUGGUUCUUCUGUGUGUGUUUUCCUGGCGAGAUGACAACCUGGAUUUUUAAUUUUACCUUUCCACGUUCAAUUCAGAGAUAGAUAUUGGGUUUUGAAGAGGGCAUUUAUUUUUAGUUUAAUCAUCACUUAAGCACGUAGAAGCUGAAGGGACGU